Molecule: messenger RNA, 1847 nt
Organism: Urocitellus parryii (Arctic ground squirrel)
Lineage: Eukaryota; Metazoa; Chordata; Mammalia; Rodentia; Sciuridae
Gene: Serpinf2
Product: serpin family F member 2
Biological process (GO): negative regulation of fibrinolysis; negative regulation of endopeptidase activity
Molecular function (GO): serine-type endopeptidase inhibitor activity
Source: RefSeq, a predicted model, not a curated record
AUCCAAAUCCACAGAGGCUUUGGGUAACUGUUUCAAGACUAGAUACCCCUGUAGAAAAGGGGCUUCUGGCACUCAUAUCAAUGUUUAACCGGAUGUUCAGGUCAAUAUUUACCAGAAGAGAAAGCUAUCUGAACAGGGGUUGGCUAAGAGCAAAGGUCCUGGUAGGAGGGGAGGGCUAGGCUGGGCUGGUGGAGCCCGCCAGAGCGUGGGGAGCACCGAGUUGGGCCAGAGGAACAUCGUGUGCAGCAGCAAGGAACCUGUCGAGGAACAUGGCACUGCUCCGAGGGCUCCUGGUGCUCAGCUUGUCUUGCCUGCAAGGCCCCUGCUCCGUGUUCUCUCCUGUGAGCGCCAUGGAGUCCUUGGACCAGCAAGUAAUGGGCGAUGAGGUGCAUUCAAUUAUCGGGCAGGCCCAGGAGAAGCUGUCCCCGCUUGCCCUCCUCAAGUUGGGCAACCAGGAGCCUGGUGGCCCAACUGCCCUGAAGAGGUCCCCAGGAGACUGCAAAGGUGCCCCAACUCCAGAGGAGACUCGCAGGCUGGCCCAGGCCAUAAUGUCAUUCACCGCUGAUUUGUUCUCCCUGGUGGCCCAAAGUUCCACCAGCCCCAACCUCAUCCUGUCGCCCUUGAGUGUGGCCCUGGCUCUGUCUCACCUGGCACUAGGUGCUCAGAAUCAAACACUGCAGAGCUUACAACAGGUACUGCAUGCAGACUCAGGAUCCUGUCUCCCCCAUCUGCUGAGCCACCUCUGUCAGAACUUGGGCCCUGGGACCUUUCGAUUGGCUGCCAGAAUGUACCUGCAAAAAGGAUUUCCCAUCAAAGAGCAUUUCCUGGAGCAAUCAGAACAGCUCUUCCGUGCAAAGCCCAUGAACCUGGUGGGAAGGCAGGAGGAUGACCUGGCGAACAUCAACCAAUGGGUGAAGGAGGCCACAGAGGGAAAGAUUGAGAAUUUCCUCUCAGAGCUCUCAGAUAAUACCRUAUUGCUUCUCCUCAAUGCCAUCCACUUUCAGGGUUUUUGGAGGACCAAGUUUGACCCAAGCCUCACCCAGAAAGACUCCUUCCACUUGGACGAACAGUUUACGGUGCCAGUGGACAUGAUGCAAGCCCAUUCCUACCCCCUGCGCUGGUUCUUGCUGGAGCAGCCUGAGAUACAGGUGGCUCAUUUCCCUUUUAAGAACAACAUGAGCUUUGUGGUGAUGGUGCCUACCCACUUUGAGUGGAACGUGUCCCAGAUACUGGCCAACCUGAGCUGGGACACUCUGCACCAGCCCUUGCUGCGGGAGAGGCCCACCAAGGUGCGGCUGCCUAAACUGCAUCUGAAACACCACCUGGACUUGGUGACCACACUCAGCCAGCUGGGCCUGCAGGAGCUGUUCCAGUCCCCAGACCUGCGUGGGAUCUCAGACGAGAGGCUGGUGGUAUCCAGUGUGCAGCAUCAGUCCACGCUGGAGCUCAGUGAGGCUGGUGUGGAGGCAGCUGCAGCCACCAGCACGGCCAUGUCCCGCAUGUCCCUCUCCUCCUUCAGCGUGAACCGCCCCUUCCUCUUCUUCAUCCUCGAGGACACCACAGGCCUGCCCCUCUUUGUGGGCAGUGUGAGGAACCCCAACCCUGGCGCACAGCCUGAGCUCCAGGAGCAGCAGGAUUCCCCUGACAACAGGGACUCCUUCCAGGACCAGAAAGCUUUCCUCCACAGAGAUAAGCCCUUUGGCCCUGACUUGAAACUCAUGCCACCCUCCGAGGAGGAUUACUCUGAGUUUAACAGCCCCAAGUGAGGGCCCUGGUCACCAGCAUCCUGAGUCCCCAUCCGGACCAGCCUCUCAACUUGUGUGACUCUUUCCAACCAGCUUUGUGGG